AAUGUUCGUAAUCGUUAUAUGUACCUACUAUAUGCAUCUAUUACCUAGGUCUGUAAUUAAUACGAGGCCUCUUACCGGUAGAACCGGGACUAUAUAAACAUAUCUACCUAUACGUAGUAUAUUGUAGACAUAAACAAGAAUAUAAAUAUUGACAAAAUAUCUCUAUACUUUUUACAUUCUUCAAGACUUACAAAAACACACCUAUAUAGGUAUAUAUACAAUACAUAUACCAAUCUAAACAGCGCCAGUGAGAUACAUACAUACACACACACAUACACCAUGGACCAGCUACGACCACUAGGCCGCAGCAUCGACGAUGUCUUGCUCCCUACCUUCGGCGCCUACGCACAAAACCUAAUCGCCAAAGAAAAGGAGAUCCGGUCGACACGGCAGGAGACUCACCCCUACGGCUUCGCGCCCCGUCACAAGCUAGACGUCUACUACCCGGACGCGAACAAGAAGCCCGACGCAGCGUUCCGCGCUAAGCCCGUGCUCAUCUUCUUCUACGGCGGCGGGUUCGUGACCGGCAACAAGGUGAACCAGGACUACGCGCACAGCCUCGUGUACGCGAACCUGGGCCACUACUUCGCGGCGCACCACGGCUUCACCGUCGUCAUCCCGGACUACCGCCUCGUCUCCCACGGCGCCAAGUAUCCCUCCGGCGGCGAGGACCUCAAGCUCGCCAUCGACUGGGUCGUCCAGACCCUCACGAAGCAGGCCGGCUACGAGUCCAUCGACCUGUUCGUGCUGGGCAACUCGGCCGGCGGCAUCCACACCGCGACCUACCUCCUCGACCCGGCGUUCAAGGAGUCGCGGGCCGCCAUUACGGCGCAAGAGCGGUCGGGCCCGGGCGUCCUCCUCCGCGCCAUCUUCAUGCUCGGCGUCCCCUUCCACUGGGGCAGCGAGGACAACGCGGUCCUGCGCACGUACCUGGGCGAGGAGGACGGCAAGAUCUGGGCGCACUCGUCCCUAGGUGUUCUGGAGAGUGAGAAGAAGAAGAACAACGGCGCGCCGCCGCCGAGCCUUCCGGGGACCAAGGUCAGCGUCCUCGUCAGCGAGCUGGAUCCGGAACUCAUGCAGGAGUCCGGCAAGCAGUUCCAGAAGGAGUGGGAGACGGCGAAUAUCACGUACGACGUGCUUGAUGGACACAACCACAUCAGCCCGCAGCUGGGGCUCGGCACGGGCAUCGAGAAGGAGGAGGCGUGGGGGGCGCAGGUUGCGGAGGUUUGCAAGGCUAGUGCUACGAAAUGAUUUUGGUGGAAGAACGAAGGAAAUAAAGAAAAGGCAUCUAGCAAGGCUCGUGUAAUAUUAUCAUCUCUUUAGGUAGUAGAUUGGUAUAUAUAUAUAUGUGUGUGUGUGACGAUGAGAAG
Molecule: messenger RNA, 1370 nt
Organism: Hypoxylon fragiforme
Lineage: Eukaryota; Fungi; Ascomycota; Sordariomycetes; Xylariales; Hypoxylaceae
Product: alpha/beta-hydrolase
Exons: 1
Coding region: 280-1251 (323 amino acids)
Molecular function (GO): hydrolase activity
Source: RefSeq, a predicted model, not a curated record